Messenger RNA from Cydia pomonella (codling moth), 2805 nucleotides. RefSeq lists its product as uncharacterized. Gene Ontology annotation, cellular component: trans-Golgi network. NCBI's taxonomy places the organism in Eukaryota, Metazoa, Arthropoda, Insecta, Lepidoptera, Tortricidae. Bases 105 to 959 code for a protein of 284 amino acids. The record is from RefSeq and is a predicted model, not a curated record. The transcript is spliced from 5 exons.
UUGACAGCUUUUCUGUGUGACAAGUGAUUAUCAAAUAUCAAUUUUCUAUUCGGAGUCGGUGACGAUUUUCUUUUUAAUUGUAAUAUAUCGUAUAUAACAACAAAAUGGACGUAUCCUCCAAAAAUAUUUGUCUAUUUUCGAUUUUUUUACUUUUUAUACUAUCAUCAGUGCAUGGACAGGAUAAGUGCGUUAAAAGAAAUUCGUGUAGUUGCGUAUUUCCGAAUGGCACUGGUAUUGACUUAUCCCCGUCUGCGAAGAAUUCAGUCUACACAUCGAAGACCACUUAUGAAGAGAAAAAUAAGAGCUUAGAAAUAGUGGUGUCCACUUAUUAUUAUCAUCCAUGCUUCGACGUAUUACUAACAGUUAAUCAGUCGUCGCCCAUGAAUGGAACCAGUUGCAAUAAACCUUUGUCGCUAUGUAGGCAUGCAACUACUUGGAAUGGAACCAUUAAAGACCAGCUUACGAAAUAUGGAGACAUUUUUGAAUUUUUGGGAAGUUCAAAUGAUACCACCGAUGGCGCCUAUGGUGUUGAGUUUUCAAAUGAUGGUAGAUCCAUAAAGUAUUUUAAUAAACCAUCGUUCUCAAUUGUGGAUUUGAUAUGUGCCGAAACUGAUGAUCAAUUCUAUGUAAAGGAUCCAUCUGAGCCAAAUCAAAUUGAACUUGCUUUCUUUUCAAGAAAUGCUUGCCUUCGACAAAUUGAGUCAAGCCGGUCAGUGGGGUCCACACUGCUUAUUAUAUUCUUCUCAUUCGUUAUUUUCUACCUGGUCCUCGGAGUUUGUACCAAGAAAUUCUUGAUGGGAGCCACGGGCAUAGAAGUUAUACCAAAUCUCAUGUUCUGGACUGAAUUGCCGAAUCUUGUUAAGGACGGCUGGGCGUUCGCCCUGAACGGCUUCAAGCUGCCGGCGCGCGGGCCCGGGCCCGCCGCGUCGCCCGACCCCAACAGCUACGACUCCAUAUAACAACAGCGCGACGACGCACUGCUCGACGGACAACUCGUGUUCAUCGACUAGCCAGCAACCACACACCGGUACCAUAAAACCGUGAACGGAGAUAUAUAGGUUAUGAAAGAUAUUCUUUUCUCAAAAAGUCGUGGUAAUGUUUACUUUAGGUCUUCAACUAGUGGCUAAGGUCAAUGCGGGGCUGGCAUAUAACAUUUUUGGUCGGAAAGCAGGAAUUGGCUGUUUUGGAUUGGUUUAGUAUCCAUAACGUGCCUGAAUAAGCGUGCAACUUCGCCAUUCUCCUUAUAGAUCGUGUCAUUCACGAAGACGCGUACCUUCAUUCGUAUUGUUAUGCUAUUAAUAGUUAGAUUAGACAAAUCUGCGCGUCAUCGUGGAUGACACAACUAUAACCCUCACAGCCGUCCAUAGCCGACAGUAUAAAAUGAUUCUUAACACAUUCUAAUAAGUUUUUUAUUGCGUGUCAUAUAAUAGUCGUGGCUGUCAAAAGGUAGGACUGAAUCGUGUGAUAAGAUAGUAGUAAUCGGAGUGGAUUCUCGUCAGGGAUUUUAGUUUUGAAGCAGCAUCAACUAGGGCCCGUGGCUAAUUCAUGGAAUGCGGGUAAUGGGGGCCUCUUCUCGCCGGCUCUCGUUCUAAUUGGGGCCUCUCAGGGGCCCGUGGCAUAUUGCCCCCAUAUAGUCACUACUUACUACUCUACACUUAUUAAGACAAGUGAGAAUUUGGUGAAAUAUGCAUAUUAUUUUGAUAUUUUCUAUAUCAUUCUAGUUUGACAUCAAGAUCAGUAAUCUAAGGUAAGUCACAUAUCGGUUGUUUGCGUAACAAGUACAGUAAAAUUAGAUAUUGUAAUAGUAUUCAUGUAGAAGUAUAUUAUUGAAUGUCAGUAAUAUUUAUUUUGUACUAGGAACUGAAUAAGGUUAUUGUGUUCAUAUAAAUUAUCCGGUAUUUCAUUUAAUUAUUCGUUUGUUAUUGUAAUUUAUUCGUCUUGUAUACUCACUUCCUCAAUGCCCUUAUCUAAAUACCAAGUCAUAUAUUUACCGGAAACUGUUCCUGAACUGUACAAUAGGUAUAUAUUUAAUAUAUUUUUUUCAAUACAGUGGUAUUUGCACGUACUCUAAAGAAAAUUAGGCAUAAAGAAUAGAAAUUUCAACAAUUUUAAAUUCAUUCAUCUCAUUCCCCUGGCUAUGCCUAUUCGCAAAUCCCCAGGAGAUUUCGCUCAGCAGUUAUGGUUGUAGAUGGAACUUUGCAUGGGUUACACAGUCACCAAGAAUGAAAUGCUAAUAAAACAACAUCUCCUGGGAUUUGGGAUGCCAGGGGAAUGAGAUUUUUGUAGAAUGACCCUAUUAUCUUCCGUAUUCUACUUUAAACUGGAUAAAAAAUGUAGUGAAACCGUAACAAUUUAUACCCAUAUUUCUGAAUGUUUUGACUUUUAAUAUGUUUAUUCCGUUUGAAUAUAUUUUUCUAAUACCAUAAGAUAACAUAAUUUUUACAUGUAUACUCGUAUAAGUAUAAAUAACAAGGCUGAUAGUUAGGCUUCUGAAAUCCCGUGGCCGUAAUUCCUGAACUAAAUUAUUUUCGUCGUAAUUUUGCCUUUCGGGACUAAAUGGCACUGUACAGUGCUACAGAUGUAUUGAAUAAUCCUUUACCAUCGUAUUUUCACGGAAACGCACGAACGUGGCAACAAAAUGUACUGAGGUCGACUUAAGUAGCAUGAGAAAUACGAACGUUUCCUGAGAAAAUACGAUGGCAAAGGAUUGUUCACUACAUCUGUAUGACCUUAGCAAUUGGACAAAUCCUGAAAUCCCACGUAGGGUUACUACUCAGAAAUGCUCUGACGGUAAUAUUUUUUUAA